Medicago truncatula (barrel medic) is the source of this 737-nucleotide messenger RNA. Its product is annotated as protein TIC 20-IV, chloroplastic. The coding region runs from base 1 to 543 and encodes 180 amino acids. The transcript has 2 exons. The record is from RefSeq and is a predicted model, not a curated record. NCBI's taxonomy places the organism in Eukaryota, Viridiplantae, Streptophyta, Magnoliopsida, Fabales, Fabaceae.
AUGGUAACGUCUCACUCAGUAGUGUUCCAAUGUCUCGAAGACACAGUUCUAGUAUUCGUCCAGAAGCAUACUUAUACCAUCGCAUUGGAGAAGCCAGAAUGGUUACCUUAUCUAAUAGCAUUGGAUAUGUCUCGUGCUGGGUAUUAUCUUGAACCUUUGCUUGAAACUUCGAUCUUUUAUAUACCGACAUCUGUCAACCAAUUGCCAACCUGGUUCCCUUUUCUAUACAUCUAUUUGGCUAUCGAGUUAGUGGUAAAAUAUAGGGAUUUCCCUCUUAUAUUGAGAUUCCAUGUAAUGAUGGGAAUGCUACUGGAAACUGCUUUCCAGAUAGUAUCUGUUGCAAGCAAUUACAUGCCAUUGAUACACUUUAAGGGAACACUUGGGAUGUAUUACUGGGCUGGUUUGGCAUUGGCAUAUAUUGUCAUAAUCAUGCAUUCCAUCAGGUGUGCUCUUCUUGGUACAUUUUCGAACAUUCCUGUUAUUAGUGAAUCAGCUCUCCUUCAUUGCCUAUUUAAUAUAGGAGGGUUCCAGCGGCCGUUUUAGGAAGUAGUCAAGAGCAUAUUUGUAAUUUACAACUUCUAGUCAUUAUCUAUUAUAAGCAAAAAUCAACAUUUUAGAUUCAUUGAAUGAGUAUAUAGUCUUGAAGUGGAAGGAAGGAUUGAAGUUAUUGUUUGUAGACUGUAGUUGACAUUUUAUUCUAUUAUAUAAAUAUAUAAGGGAUAUUGAAAUUCUGAUAU